Molecule: messenger RNA, 712 nt
Organism: Colias croceus (clouded yellow)
Lineage: Eukaryota; Metazoa; Arthropoda; Insecta; Lepidoptera; Pieridae
Gene: HemK2
Product: methyltransferase N6AMT1
Exons: 1
Coding region: 1-621 (206 amino acids)
Biological process (GO): methylation
Cellular component (GO): eRF1 methyltransferase complex
Molecular function (GO): S-adenosylmethionine-dependent methyltransferase activity; nucleic acid binding; protein methyltransferase activity
Source: RefSeq, a predicted model, not a curated record
AUGGAGACCCCAUACCAAAAUCAUAUAAACAAGGAUGACUUCGAACAUGUUUAUGAACCAGCCGAAGACAGCUUCUUACUAAUUGACGCAUUGGAAAAAGAGCUCACAUUCUUGAAGCAAAUGAAACCUUUGUAUUGUCUCGAAAUUGGUUCGGGAAGCGGUGUAGUUAUAACAGCUUUGGGCAUGGCAUUACACAAUUCUAUAUAUUUUAGUACAGAUAUAAAUUUCAAAGCUUGUCUCAUGUCAAAGAACACAGCAUUAUAUAAUAAAGUAUUGCUAGAAUGUGUGAAUAUGAGUUUUGCGACAUGUUUUCAGGAUAAAAAGUUUGAUGUGGUUAUUUUUAAUCCUCCAUAUGUAGUAACGGAAACCGAGGAAUGCAAAAGUAAUGGUAUUGAAGCCAGCUGGGCUGGUGGCCUCAAGGGUAGAGAAGUCACCGAUAAAUUGCUGGAUAUGAUACCAAAGAUAUUGAGCGACAAUGGUGUAUUUUAUCUCCUACUGAUUGAAGAAAACAUUCCAGAAGAAGUUAUACAAAUUAUGUCUUAUAAAGGUUAUAAAUCAGAAUUUGUUAUCAAGAGGCGGGUAAAAAAUGAGAACCAAUUAGUGUUAAAAUUUAAUAGAUAAGAUUGAUUGUAGAAAUAUAAGUUUUUAUUUAUAAAAAUGUAAAAUAAAAUAUAUGUAUAUGAAUAAGCAAAUAAUAAAUAUUGAUUAUUGA